Molecule: messenger RNA, 984 nt
Organism: Tetrahymena thermophila SB210
Lineage: Eukaryota; Ciliophora; Oligohymenophorea; Hymenostomatida; Tetrahymenidae
Product: Serine/Threonine kinase domain protein
Exons: 5
Biological process (GO): protein phosphorylation
Molecular function (GO): protein serine/threonine kinase activity; ATP binding
Source: RefSeq, a predicted model, not a curated record
AUGGAGGCAUCUUAACUCAUAAAAUCAUCCCAAUUACAAUAAAAUUAUAAAGUUCUUGAGCUUAUCGGCAACGGAACAUAUGGAGAUGUUGUGCUAGCUCAAGACUUAAGAGGGAACGGUGAUGAAUAAGUCGCCAUUAAAAUUAUUAAAAAUAACAAGGAGAGAAAAAAUCAAAUCUCCUCCAUACAAAAUGAAAGAAUAAUUCUUGAGAAAUGUAAAAAUCAUCCUUUCUUUGUAUAGUCUAAGGAAUUUGUGAAAGAUAAAAGCUGCUCUUUCUUUAUUAUGGAAUAUGUUUAAGGUGGAGAACUCUAUGAUAUUAUACAAAAUAGAGGACAUUUAUCUGAAGAUGCUGCAAGAUUUUAUGCAAGCUAAGUUCUGAUUGCACUAGACUACCUUCACUAGAACGAUAUUGUUUACAGAGAUCUCAAACCAGAAAACAUACUUCUUGAUGAAAAUGGAUAUGUAAAACUCACAGAUUUUGGCCUCUCAGAAGUCGAAGUAGUCUCACCCACUCUCGAUAAGAUAUGCGGUACUCCUGAGUAUGUUUCUCCUGAAAUGCUUUUUGAGUCAGGAUAUGGCAAACAAGUAGAUCAUUGGGCUCUAGGAGUUCUAAUAUUCGAAAUGAUAACUGGUCAUACUCCAUUUGAAGCUAAAUCACAAGAAGAAUUAUUCGAGAAAAUAAAAUUUUCUCAAGUUACUUACCCUGCUUGCAUUUCCCCAUAACUCAAAAGUCUUUUAGAAGGUCUCUUUAUGAAAAACCCUUCAAAGAGGUUAGGUGCUAAAGGAAUUGAAUAAAUCAAGAAGCACCCAUGGUUCAUUAAAACAAGUUGGGAAUCUCUUAAAAAAAAAUUAUUAAAAGCUCCAUAUAAAAACCUCAUAACCAAAAAAUUAGGAAGAGAAAAUAAUCAAAGCGACUCCAGCGAUAUUUUUGCAAAUUUAACAAAAGAUUCUAGUCCUACUAUCUCUCUUGAUGGAUCUUUUUGA